AUGUCGCUGCUUCCUUCAGAUGAUCCAUUUGAUGAUAACAAUAGAAGAUCAAAUCGUCAACAACAACAACAACAAAAUUCAAAUACUCUGUUUGAUAUAGAUCUAUUAUCACAAUCUCCUCCACAACAGAGGACACAUAGCUCAGCUGCUAAUGAUAAUUAUGAAAAUGAUGUUAAUUUAUUAGGUGAUUCUUUCCAAAAUGAUUCACCAUAUUCAAAUAUUCCAAAUGAACAAUUUAAUAAUUUAAGAAAUGGGAUAAUACCACAAGAAACUAUUGAUUUAAAUGACCCGUUCAAUGAUAAAUCAAUUGAAAAAGAUUUAGAUGAUGAUCAUAAUGAUCCUUUUAGUGAUCCUGGAGCUACAAGAUCAAAUGGACUUUUUUCAAAUGUUCGUCAAAAAUUAGGUCUUGGUAAUGAAUACCAGGAUGUUGGUAUACCAUUAACUGAUUAUCCAAGUCAUGAUGACCCAUUUCAAGAUCCAACAGCAACAACAACAAGGAGAGGUGAAACAAAUCCAAGAGAUGAUAGACCUCCACCAGAUCGUGAUUUACAUGAAGAUGAAAGAAAUAUGUUUGAUAUUAGAAGAAUUUAUGAUAAAAUAAGAGGUCGUAAACAGAAAUUAGAUGUUAAUAAAGGUCCAAGAGUUAUUCAUUUAAAUGAUAAAUUUUCAAAUGAUGCAUUUGGUUAUGGUGAUAAUCAUGUUUCAACAACAAAAUAUAAUUUUGCAACUUUUUUACCAAAAUUUUUAUUUCAAGAAUUUUCAAAAUAUGCAAAUUUAUUCUUUUUAUUUACUUCAAUUAUUCAACAAGUUCCAAAUGUUUCCCCAACAAAUAGAUUUACAACAAUUGGUACAUUAAUUGUUGUCUUAUUAGUUUCUGCUAUAAAAGAAAUAUUUGAAGAUUUGAAAAGAGCAAAUUCUGAUAAAGAAUUGAAUUCUUCAAAAGUUGAAGUUUUAUCACCAGAUCAUGGUGAAUUUAUAACUAAAAAAUGGAUUAAUGUUUCAGUGGGGGAUAUUGUUAGUGUUAAAUCUGAAGAAGCUAUACCUGCAGAUUUAAUUUUAUUAACCUCAUCAGAACCAGAAGGGUUAUGUUAUAUUGAAACUGCAAAUCUUGAUGGUGAAACUAAUUUAAAAAUUAAACAAGCAAGAUCUGAAACUUGUCAUUUAGUUUCUCCAACUGAUUUAAUUUCAAUGAGAGGUAAAAUUUUUUCUGAACAACCAAAUUCAAGUCUUUAUACUUAUGAAGGUAACUUAAAUUUAUAUAAUAAGGAAUAUCCAUUAUCACCUGAACAAUUAUUAUUAAGAGGUGCAACUUUAAGAAAUACUGGCUGGAUUCAUGGUAUUGUGGUAUUUACAGGUCAUGAAACAAAAUUAAUGAGAAAUGCUACAGCAACUCCUAUCAAAAGAACUGCAGUGGAAAGAAUUAUUAAUUUACAAAUUAUUGCACUUUUUGGAAUGUUAAUUGUAUUAGCAUUAAUUUCAUCAAUUGGUAAUGUUAUAACAAUUUCAGUUAAUGCAGAUCAUUUAAAAUAUUUAUAUUUAGAAGGUCAUAGUAAAGUUGGAUUAUUUUUUAAAGAUUUAUUAACUUAUUGGAUUUUAUUUUCAAAUUUAGUUCCAAUUUCAUUAUUUGUUACAGUGGAGUGUAUUAAAUAUUAUCAAGCUUAUAUGAUUGCAUCUGAUUUAGAUUUAUAUGAUGAUGCAUCUGAUACUCCAACAGUCGUGAGAACUUCAAGUUUAGUGGAAGAAUUAGGUCAAAUUGAAUAUAUUUUCAGUGAUAAAACUGGUACAUUAACAAGAAAUAUUAUGGAAUUCAAAUCUUGUUCAAUUGCAGGUCGUUGUUAUAUUGAUGAUAUUCCAGAAGAUAAACAUGCCAAAAUGAUUGAUGGUAUUGAAGUUGGGUUCCAUGAUUUUAAUAAAUUGAAAAAUAAUUUACAAACUGGUGAUGAAGCUAAUUUAAUUGAUGAAUUUUUAACUUUAUUAGCAACUUGUCAUACAGUUAUUCCAGAAACUCAAGCUGAUGGUUCAAUUAAAUAUCAAGCUGCUUCACCUGAUGAAGGUGCUCUGGUUCAAGGUGGUGCAGAUUUAGGUUAUAAAUUUAUUGUACGUAAACCAAAAUCAGUUGCUGUUGAAAUUGGAUCUGAAACAAAAGAAUAUGAAUUAUUACAUAUUUGUGAAUUUAAUUCAACAAGAAAAAGAAUGUCUGCUAUUCUGAGAUAUCCAGAUGGUUCAAUUAGAUUAUUUUGUAAAGGUGCUGACACUGUUAUUUUGGAAAGAUUACAUGAAGAUAAUCCAUAUGUUAAUUCUACAACACGUCAUUUAGAAGAUUAUGCAGCUGAAGGUUUAAGAACACUUUGUAUUGCAACAAGAAUAAUCCCAAAUGAAGAAUAUGAAAAUUGGCACAAGAUUUAUGAAUCUGCAGCUACAGAUUUAAAUGAUAGAUCACAAAAAUUAGAUGAUGCUGCUGAAUUAAUUGAAAAAGAUUUAUUCUUGUUAGGUGCAACUGCUAUUGAAGAUAAAUUACAAGAUGGUGUCCCAGAAACUAUUCAUACUUUACAAGAUGCAGGUAUUAAAAUUUGGGUUUUAACAGGUGAUCGUCAAGAAACUGCUAUAAAUAUUGGUAUGAGUUGUAAAUUAUUAAGUGAAGAUAUGAAUUUAUUAAUUGUUAAUGAAGAUUCAGUAGAGGGAACAAGACAAAAUUUAUUAUCAAAAUUAAGAGCAAUAAGAGAAUAUAAAAUUUCAAAACAUGAAAUUGAUACAUUAGCUUUAAUUAUUGAUGGUAAAUCAUUAGGUUAUGCUCUUGAUGAUUGUGAUGAUUUAUUAUUAGAAUUAGGUUGUCUUUGUAAAGCUGUUAUUUGUUGUAGAGUUUCUCCAUUACAAAAAGCAUUAGUUGUUAAAAUGGUUAAAAAGAAGAAGAAAUCAUUAUUAUUAGCUAUUGGUGAUGGUGCUAACGAUGUUAGUAUGAUUCAAGCUGCUCAUGUUGGUAUUGGUAUUAGUGGUAUGGAAGGUAUGCAAGCUGCAAGAAGUGCAGAUUUUGCAAUUGGACAAUUUAAAUAUUUAAAAAAAUUAUUAUUAGUUCAUGGUGCAUGGAGUUAUCAAAGAAUUAGUCAAGCAAUUUUAUAUUCAUUUUAUAAAAAUAUUGCAUUAUAUAUGACCCAAUUUUGGUUUGUUUUUAUGAAUUGCUUUUCAGGUCAAUCAAUUAUGGAAUCUUGGACUUUAACUUUUUAUAAUGUUUUCUUUACAGUUUUACCACCAUUUGUUAUUGGUGUUUUUGAUCAAUUUGUUUCAGCUAGAUUAUUAGAUCAAUAUCCUCAAUUAUAUCAAUUAGGUCAAAAGGGUACUUUUUUCAAUGUUACAAUUUUUUGGGGUUGGGUUGUUAAUGGAUUUUUCCAUUCUGCUGUUAUUUUUGUUGGUAGUAUAUUAUUUUAUAGAUUUGAUAAUUCAUUACAUGGAGGUGAAACUGCAGAUCAUUGGACUUGGGGUACAGCUAUUUAUACAGCUUCAGUAUUGACUGUCUUGGGUAAAGCUGCAUUAAUUACAAAUUCAUGGACAAAAUUCACAUUAUUUGCAAUUCCAGGUUCUUUCUUAUUUUGGUUAAUUUUUUUCCCAGUUUAUUCAACAGUUGCACCUUUAGUUAAUGUUUCAAAAGAAUAUAAAGGUGUUUUAUCCCAUUUAUAUACAAGUGCAACAUUUUGGGCAAUGGUAUUUGUAUUACCUAUAUUAUGUUUAUUAAGAGAUUUUGGCUGGAAAUAUUAUAAAAGAAUGUAUUAUCCAGAAAGUUAUCAUUAUGUUCAAGAAAUUCAAAAAUUUAAUACAGCAAAUUAUAGACCAAGAAUUGAACAAUUUCAAAAAGCAAUUAGAAAAGUUAGACAAGUUUCAAGAAUGAGAAAACAAAGAGGUUUUGCAUUUUCUCAAGUUGAAGGUGGACAAGAAAAAAUUAUUAGAAUGUAUGAUACUACUAAAUCAAGAGGUCAAUAUGGGGAGAUGAGAGAAGCAGAAUUUGCAUGA
Molecule: messenger RNA, 4002 nt
Organism: Hansenula ciferrii
Lineage: Eukaryota; Fungi; Ascomycota; Saccharomycetes; Phaffomycetales; Wickerhamomycetaceae
Gene: DRS2
Product: aminophospholipid-translocating P4-type ATPase DRS2
Exons: 1
Coding region: 1-4002 (1333 amino acids)
Biological process (GO): intracellular protein transport; endocytic recycling; phospholipid translocation
Cellular component (GO): plasma membrane
Molecular function (GO): magnesium ion binding; ATPase-coupled intramembrane lipid carrier activity; ATP binding
Source: RefSeq, a predicted model, not a curated record